AGAAAGGUAAUAUUAGAUCGAAGCCACGAAAAUUCAAUGAAAAGAAAAUCGUCAGACUGAAGAUCUUGGAGACAAAAGGUUGAAGAAGAGAAGGUUACCCGCGCUCGGUCCUGCCACGAAAGCCAACAACAUAAAGCGUUUCGUUUGCUGUGUUCGGUCGUCUUGAGCUGUCAAUGGCAGCCUGCCUCCACUGAGUGCGCUGCUGCUGCCGCAUCGGGUCUACGAACACAAACAUGAGCAUCCCGGACGCCCAAUGACGCAAGACGCUGAGGCUGAUCCUGAGUAAUGCUGCCCUCGGUUCAUCCUACACUCAGCACGGCCAUGCUGAUGCGUCUGCAGAAGAGCCUGCUUGUGCUGCUGGUCAUAACUCUGGUGGCCACCCCAGGCCGCGCGACGCAGUCAACACAUUUCAGGGCAACUCGUGUCCAUUUGAGUGACAAUGAAGCUCACAUCUCAACUCCAACUACUUUGUUUAGGGACGACGCGGUGCCCGUUGAUCCUAAAUCCCUUCACGUUGUCUCGAAAAUCAUUGGUCCUGGUGAGGGACCUGAAAUUGAGACCGAUGACCUCACCGGGUCAUCCGGAACAACGUUGCCUGAUAGCGACGAUUCGAAACCUCCGCGCACAGAUUUUUAUUCAACGACUUCUGUCAAUAAUGAUAUUAAACGUCAUGGCAUGCAAUCAACAGAUUUUCAACAACCAAUUCUCCCUCCUGAAUUAGAUAAUCAAUCAAGUUUUAAACAUGCCUCAGUCACUGGAGGAGACAACGGUGAUUUGGACACCGGCGAAAGCGCAAAAUUUGAAGUCUUGCGCUCCGUAAUGCGGUCCGGUUUUGGUCUUCAACCAAGAUCAUCAACUACAGAAAAACAUAAAAAUUUAAAGAAAAGAGAAUCAGGAAUAGAAAGGAUACCAUAUCCACCAUAUCCUAUACCUCAAUUUGCAAGGAGCAUGGAGGAAAUUCCAUCACUCGAAGCAAUUAAGCACCAUCCAAUCAUUGUUAGAACGAGGAAUUCUCCUAACAUGGCUUCAAGAACCAAGAGACCUCAAAGACAACCGUCAGUGCAUCAACCCCAGCCUUUUCUUGAGUAUUACCUCCCAAAAAAGACCACAGGUCCUGUAAGGUACAAACUACCGCAACAGCUUCCGUCAGCAUCUGCAUACACUUCGAGCGGCGUUACUCCUCAGGCUCACGGUACGCGUGUUCAGCCUAGGGCUUCAAACAACCCUCGUCGGCCCCCGCGACAUGGCACCAAAAUAAAACAAACUCCAACUGCAGCUUCAACACCCCCAAUAUUCUACCGAAGCAAAAAUCCUUCUGGAAUAAAACAUCCACUACAAACAAUUUCACUCCCGUCUCAGGAAUAUAUAAGCUCUGAGUACGCACCGAUGCAUCCUUUGAUGUUCCCUAGUUCGAAAAUUGAAACUCUUCCUAUGCCUUCAAAUCAGCAUAUUUAUCAGACAUCUUUAGAUUCGUAUCCACAAGUGUUAGCAAACUCGUACAUACCUGAAGUGAGCCUUCGUGAUAUUUAUAAAAGUACGACGAAGUUUCAACCACAAUUAGAAUUCAAUCCAAUGCCCAGGCCAAGACAAAAACCUGAGAUUCAAAGCAGUGCUCCGAAAUUUCAGGGGCUGCCCACCAAUUUCGAGAUGGGAUCUGUAUAUCCGACAGAAAUCUUGUUGCCUCCGGAACGUCCGACAGAAAGCUUGUUGCCUUCGAGACGUCCGACAGAAAGCGUGUUGCCUUUGAAACCUCAGAAACAAUCUACCGAGAAAAAAGAAGUGCCUACAGUGAUCAAUCAUAUUCAUAUCACAGAAAGCAAAAAGUCUGGCAUUAAUAGGGAAAUUACCAUCGGUGACCCUACCGUGAAAAUUAUAGAUGACAAUGAAUCAGAAUUGGUAAUAGGUGGGUCAACGAAGUCAAGAAAAUCGAACGGUAGUAGCGGAACAAUGAUCCGCAUUGUUUCUCCUAGAGGAGUAAAUCGACAAGAUACUAGAGAUUAUGAAGCAUCCAUUAACAAGGCUUCACCUGGAAGACAUACACAUUCGAAAUCAGAGGAAGAGAACUUAAGAUCACAUCCUUUAAUGGCUGGACAUCGAUUUACUCAAGCAUUAAAAAUCCCUGAUACCGAUCACAUACCAACUUUCUUCAUGAAGCCUCUCAGACACCGAGUGACAUUGCACGAGGACGUCGAAAUGUUAGAGAAAGAGCAUGAUAGCGAAAACUCGGGAGGAAGUUUCCUGUCUAAUAUAAUGAACUUUUUUGGACAAGGAAACACAAGAUCACAAGAGAAAAUUCGAUCGGAUAAAACAACACAGAAUAGAAGGAAACCGGUUUACAGGGACAGAUUUGAAGAACUGAUUAUGAAUCUUGACGACGAGUCCUUCGAUGCCUUUUUGACCGCCGUUAAAGUUAACAAAAUAUUCGACAAAUCUCUGCAGCGUCUGAAAAUGAAUCAAGGAUACCCGAAUUCGGCCAAGAUCUUCAACAGACGAUCAUACCAACUGCCAGAAGAGAACAGUGAGGAAUUGGCGGAUCGCAUGAUUGAGGAUUUUGUGUCAGUGCUGUUUCAGGAAUAUCCGACGAUCGCUCAUCAGAUUCAGCACGACAAGCCAUUCUUUUCUGCUUCAAAUGAGGUCGAAAAAAACCUUUUUGUCAUUCCCGAAGCAAGAGUGAAUGAUAUGACUACAUAUCGUGGAUUACAAAACUUUACCGAGAAUUUACACCAUUUUUCGAAUAAGUAUUCAGGAAGAACUAAACAAUGGGCGGAUUACCUCAGCCAUCUUCUCGCUGAACGAUAUCUGAAAUCGGUCAAAGUUUCGGAACCGGUGCGAGAAAAUUUAGAUAUCAUAGUGAAUGGAAUACAAAAUAAUCAAAUCGAUCGUAGCGAUGAUUGGUCCCAACUGAAAAUCCGAACAGAAGAUUUUAAGAGCAAAAGAGAAAAAAUUUUAGACGAAAGCAAGAAAAGGUAUCAAAAUCUCGACGCUGGGCUCGCUUCUGGAGAAGUGAGAGUCCAGCUUGGGUAUAAUGGAACCUCAGGAACUCCUCUGCAUCAAAUUUUGUCAGAAGUUCUGGACGAGUUUAUAGAUUUCGGUAAUAAAGACAAGGCCUCGCGGGAAAAUCAUGAAAACACCGAAAGCUCACCAGAAUUCGCACACUUAUUCACACCAUCUUUUAUUAAGACUCUUAACAGGCAUCUAGAGAACAAACUUAGACGAUCCGAUCAGUGCAAUGGGGCUGACUGCCCUCAAAAUACAAGAUACAAGAAUCCUGUUGAAUCAAAAGUGGAAAAAAAUUCUUCACGAGAAAAAAGUAUCGGCAGUAGAUUGUUGGACUACUUGAGAUGGUUCUCAACUGGCAAAACUGAUGAUAAGCGAUCCAAAACAGCUGACCGCGUAAAUUUUCAUCAUUUUGUGAAUUCUAAGAAGAGUGAUUUUCGAUCGAAAAAUGGAGAAGAGACAAAGGACGAUUUUAUGUUCGAAGAAAUAAAAGAGAAAUACUUCGGUGAAAGAUCAAAUGGAAACAAAUUUUUUCCCGAAGAGGACCGAAAGAAUUCUAGAGAAUCGUUUUCGAGUAAAUUUACCUCCAAGGAAGUGGAUGUAUUACUGGAUUACCUAAUUCAAUCAAAUCUUCAUACACGAUCCAAUCACAUAGGACCUUAUCAAUAUUUUUCUACUCCUGGCUUUAACCAACAAAUGCCUUUAGGAUUGCCAAAUAAAGGACUUAGCCAAAGUACUGGUGGCGUGAAGGCGUUUAACCUUGCCGGUGAUGGAGGAUUAACUGCCUCUGCAGGUUAUGGAGGAUCAAUUAACCUUGCAGGUCAUAGAGGAUCAUCUAACCUUGCAGGUCACGGAGGAUCGACCACUCUUGUAGGUCACGGAGGAUCAACCACUCUUGCAGGUCACGGAGGAUCGACCACUCUUGCAGGUCAUAGAGGAUCAUCUAACCCUGCAGGUCACGGAGGAUCAACCUCCCCUGCAGCUAAUGGAGGAUCUGCUAACCUUGCAGGUAUUGGAGGAGUACUUGGCAGUCUUAUUGGUCGGUAUUUUGGAGGCGUUGAAAGUCCAACACAAAAAGGUCUUGGAGGAAUAGCAGGUGCCGCUGCUCCUGUAAUCACAGGUUAUGGUCUAGGCAAUAUGGCUGAAGCUUCACCGUUAAAUGGAAUUGAUUUUAACCUACACGGAGCUGGAAGAAAGCCGUCGGAAAAUGGUUUACGCCAAUCUGAUGUUAGAGGAGCUAUGAAUCUAGGUUUUAGUAGGGGUAUUACCCCGCAGUUGCAUAACUCACCGGCUCCUCUUGGGUUACAUCCGAGUAUGGUUCACAGUAUGACUCAUGAUGGGCUUCAAACUGACAUCAGACCGGUCAGUAAGUUUGGAUCUCGGUUGAAAAAUGGAAGACCAAAUACCGGUGCUGGAGGUCACCAUAAUCAGGGAUUCAAUUUUCGGAAUUCUAACAAGCGCAACAUGGGGAAAAAUUUUAAUAGGUUCAGUGCAUCUCGACCGCCGGGAUUCAAUUCCCACAAUUACGAUUACGAAGACCCCGACGACUAUGAUUAUGAAUUUAAAAUGUACAGCCAAAUUUAUUCACCAAAUGGAAAAAUAACAUCACCUCAUAGUACAGCGACUUUCUCUGACCACAAUGAUUACGACCAUCAUAAUUACAGAGCUACUUCGAAUAACAUGAGGAAUCAUAGAAAGAAAAAGCGGCGUUUUAGGGCGAAACAGAGGUUGGAAGAAUAUUACGAUGACUAUUCAGAAGAAACACAUGUUUUGAAGUCAUCAGACUCGAACGGUUCUUCGCGAGAUUCUCCUGAUGAACGAGAUUACAGUUCUGAGGCAAACAGUUCAGAUAGGACAAGACCCCGCAGACAUCGAGAAAAUAAGGGUUCCAACCGUCAGCCAUCGAGGCAAGAACUUCCCUCAAACUCUCGUGCCAAGAAAGAAGAAGAGAAAUUGGACACUUCACAUAAAAACGAGGAGCUUGCUAGAAACGGCAACAGUGGUACUGGAGAUCGGACUGAGGAUGCCGACGGUAAAGUGAUCAUCAAUAUCGGUUACCCGUUACCAUCCUCAGCCGAGUCAAGCACGGCCACCGUCUCCGACAAAGCAGACACUAACAAGGAGGAUCCUUCAAGCUCAAAGGGUUUCUUCAAAACCCUGAAGAACUUAUUCACUUCUUACUCGGAUCUCAUUCAAGGACCAGCGAAAGGAACUUUCGCUAUGUUCUCAAAUUCUGACAACCAAGUGGACCCCGCCAGUGCAAAAAUCGCAUACAGCCACCGAGACCCGAGCUCAAAUGUUCAUACUAUCAUCACGACCUCAAAAUUUGAAGAUGAUGCCGAGCUGGAACCACCUCGGAUAACAUCACACCCACGAAUACCCUUCACAAAUUCAAUAAAUAAUCGACACCGCGUAAAUAUCUUUCCAAGGCAUCAACGCAAUCGUUCGUUUUUUGACAAUGCCCAUUCGGGAUCAACUGCUGUCCACCAGCACUUGCCUCAACAGAAUAUUUUGGAGGAAAAGAAAAAAAAUGCCACGGAUAUCACAUUUGAGCAGGUAUCGUACACCGAAACUGUUUUUGGCUCCUCAUCGGAAACAUUUCGGACCCCAUCUCCACUUCACGAAUUAGAUCUAGACCCUCUGAAUCCUGUCAAAUACGGGCCGCCCAAAACAGCUGAACCAACUGUGCCUAAGGUAUUGACGCAACCUGGAACAAUAUACUUCAAUGGACAACCCAUGGUGAGGUACGAUGAGAGUGCCGAGAAUAAUGAUGCCCGAGCGAAGCGACUUAAUUCUCCAACGCAGUAACCAUAAUUACGAGUCAAUUUGUGAGUUAUGGGUGACUAUAUCACUGCAACCAUCCCUCCACAACAGAGAGGAAUGUUAUCAGAGUCCGCACAGAAACUUACCAGUAAACAGGAGUCUGAAUAAUUGAAGAAAAGGUUGCAAUUUCGGAUGUUGGAGCAAAGAGCAUUUGACGUUUAUUUCAAAUCUUUGAUGCGCUAUAAUUGACAUUAGUUGAAUAUAAGGAAAAUGGCAUGCCAUCUUAUGCGAAGAUAAUUUCAUACGAUAGUAUGUGAAAAUAAUUGCAUGCGAUCUUAUGCUAAGAUUACAUAUGCGACCUAUAGGCGACAAUAAUUGCAUGCGAUCUUAUGCUAAGAUAAUUGCAUGCGAUCGUAGGCGAAAAUAAUUUCAUGCGAUCUUAUGCUAAGAUAAUUACAUGCGAUCGUAGGCGAAAAUAAUUGCAUGCGAUCGUUACCCAUCCACUUGUCAUUUAUCAAAGACAUAUUAAGCAAAAGAGAGGUUAAUAUAGAAAAAAACCAGUACGCAAUAUACAAAGGCAUUCUUUGGAUUUAUUUUUAUGGGUGCGAUUAGUUUAGUACAAUAAUUUUAUUUAAAU
Messenger RNA from Hyalella azteca, 6397 nucleotides. RefSeq lists its product as uncharacterized. Lineage: Eukaryota; Metazoa; Arthropoda; Malacostraca; Amphipoda; Hyalellidae. The record is from RefSeq and is a predicted model, not a curated record. The transcript has 5 exons. Bases 286 to 5805 code for a protein of 1839 amino acids.